This is a messenger RNA of Penicillium canescens, 1260 nucleotides long. RefSeq lists its product as uncharacterized. The record is from RefSeq and is a predicted model, not a curated record. Bases 1 to 1260 code for a protein of 419 amino acids. NCBI's taxonomy places the organism in Eukaryota, Fungi, Ascomycota, Eurotiomycetes, Eurotiales, Aspergillaceae. Gene Ontology annotation, cellular component: cytoplasm. Gene Ontology annotation, molecular function: electron-transferring-flavoprotein dehydrogenase activity; flavin adenine dinucleotide binding. The transcript has 3 exons.
AUGCUUGGCUACAUCCUGCUGUUCGGCAAACUCUUCGUGAUAGUCAUCCGAAAGACCAUCUCCCAACUUCGACUCAAACUUACCUCUCUCAUCCACCGACAUACCUACAAACCAACCUCCAAUCCACGAAACAUCGUCGUCGUUGGCGCUUCCUUUGCAGGCUACCAUGCCGCACGCUGUCUAGCCAACUCUCUACCAACGGGAUACCGAGUAGUUGUGAUUGAGAAAAACAGCCACUUCCAGUUAACCUGGGUAUUGCCUCGAUUCUGUGUGGUGGAAGGAUCCGAACACAAGGCCCUUAUUCCAUACUGGCCGUAUCUCCAGGCGCCUCUUGGCUCGUAUCAAUGGGUAACUGAUUCUGUUACGACGAUCCAGCCAGGCGGUGAUAGCAAAGGUAGGAAUGGCAAGGUUCAAGUUUCAUCUGGAGACUGGAUUGAUUAUGAAUAUCUUGUCCUCGCAACUGGAUCAACAGCUCGACUUCCAUCGCGGGUUAAUUGGGAGAGCAAAAAAGAUGGGAUGAAAGCGAUGCAAUACCAACAGCGGAGAUUCAAAGAGGCUCGGGACAUUGUUGUUGUCGGAGGGGGUGCUGCAGGUGUAGAACUGGCCACCGAUGCGAAGUCUCAAUAUCCGGAGAAGAAUGUGACGCUGAUUCAUUCUCAUGAAACACUGUUGAGUGAUGGAUUUGGGUCUAAAAUGCACGAUGUAGCGAAGAAAGCCCUUGAAGAUCUUGGCAUCGACCUUGUUCUGGGGAAGAGGCCUGUUCUUCCCCGGGAUGAGACGGGAAAUAUUGAACUGGGCGAUAGAAAGGUUCACUUUGAUUGUCUGGUUAAAUGCAUUGGUCAGAAGCCCAAUUCUGAUCUCGCCCACUUCCUCGCAUCCUCUGCAAUUGCACCGUCUGGUCAUCUCAAUGUUAGGUCAACCCUUCAGGUGAAUGAUGAGAGGUUUUCUAAUAUCUACGCCGCGGGGGACUUGAUCAAUGUUGGAACGAUCAAGAAUGGCCGGUCUGCCAUGGAGCAAGGCGAAGCAGUCUCGCAAAAUAUACUUCGUGCUAUCCGUGGUAAACAACAGGUCAUCUAUCAACAGAAAUGGUGGGAGGGUUUAACCAAGCUUACACUUGGGCUGGGCAAGAGUAUCGUCUAUCUCAACGACGGACACACCGAGAUGACGAUUGCACUCCGAAACCAGAAGAUCGAGCUUGAUAGUGCUGCAGUUUGGAAGCAUCUGGGAGCAACUCCAUAUAAGGAUGAGUCCGGGGCGUGA